CAGAACGGCCACUUAUCUAUGAUGGAAAAGGUGGACAGAGAGGAGGUAUGUGCAGCUGUUGUCAAAUGUAUUCUAAAUUUUGAAAUCCUUGUAAAGCAUCCGAUGAACAUUUACAAAGGGGAGGUAGAAAUACUGGAUAUUAACGAUAAUUCUCCCAAUUUCCCAGAAAGCAGCAGUAUCUUAGAAAUCAGCGAGUAUACUGCACCAGGUGCACGUUUCCCGUUAGAAAAAGCUCACGAUCCCGAUAUAGGAGUGAACUCUUUACAGAAUUACAAAUGUAGCCAGAGUAAUUACUUCAGCUUGGAUGUGAAAAACGGAGAUGACGGUGUCAAAUACCCGGAAUUAAUAUUAGUGAAAUCUUUGGAUCGGGAAGAACAGGCUGUUCAUAACUUGAUCCUGACAGCCACAGACAGUGGGAGUCCGGUGAAAUCAGGAUCGACAGCAAUCCAAAUAAUUGUUUUAGAUGGAAAUGACAAUGCUCCAGAAUUUACUCAGUCUGUGUAUAAGGUGACUGUGAGAGAAGACGUGGCCGUGGGAAGUCGUGUGUUACAGGUGACAGCAACUGACAGAGAUGAGGGGCCAAACGCCGAGGUGAAGUACUCGUUCUUCAAAAUACCGGAGAAAUUCGAAAAAACUUUUAAACUGGAUGCAGAAAGCGGGGAAAUUGAGAUAACAGAGAAGCUGAAUUUCGAAGAACACGAGUUUUACGAAUUCGUUGUGCAAGCUCGAGAUGCGGGUGGACUCUCUUCCCACAGCAAGGUACUUAUCAAGGUUGCUGACGUCAACAACUACGCCCCUGAGAUUGUCGUUAUGUCCGUGUUCAGCGCAGUUCCAGAAGAUACACCUCUGGGGACAGUCAUCGCUAUUUUCAGUGUCCAAGACAGGGACACCGGGGCCAAUGGCGAAGUGCGGUGCAGCAUCACCGAGACCCUGCCGUUCCACCUUGAGAAGUCAUUCGAUAAUUACUACCGCGUGGUGACUGCAGGCCUGCUAGACAGAGAGAAGGCGUCGGAGUACAACGUGACG
Molecule: messenger RNA, 1026 nt
Organism: Acanthisitta chloris (rifleman)
Lineage: Eukaryota; Metazoa; Chordata; Aves; Passeriformes; Acanthisittidae
Product: protocadherin gamma-A7-like
Exons: 1
Biological process (GO): homophilic cell-cell adhesion
Cellular component (GO): plasma membrane
Molecular function (GO): calcium ion binding
Source: RefSeq, a predicted model, not a curated record